AUCGCGAGAUGAGAUGAGCUUAUCCGCGAGGCGCAGGCUCGUCCGCGCCCUCUCAUCUGUUGCGAACGCUGCCAUGUUUACUAGAACGAUAGUGACGUACCGUACGCAACGAAUAACCUCAAUCCCACCAAUACAUGAGAAACCCUCAAAAUAAAUCGAGAUAUUUAAUUUUCAAUUAUCAGUCGACAACGAAUAUUAUUUACGUCUAAAACUCAUCGUUUGAUAUCUAAUAGCAAUAUUUUUAUUGUGGUUUUUAUAUAGUUCUUGCUUUGUGUUAUGAUAAAUAUUUUUAUGGUAAAUUAGUGGAGUGAUUUGUGAAAAACUAUAAAAAAGACAAUUCUGAAGUGCGAACGAUAUUAUCGUAAUUGACUUUGAUCAAAAUCUAAACAUAACCUAUGUUUAAAAUGAAACUAAAAUUAAUUUAAUAUGAAACACCAAUUUUUUUAAAGUUUAUUAUUAAGGGGUUUACGUAUAAAAAAUAUUAACUGUAAAAGACACAAACUUCAAUAAACUUUUAACUCAAUUUAUUUACAAAAUACCUUUGGAAUGAUGAGCCAUCUCCGUUGUAUGACAACAACCAUUACCACGAGGAAUGUCUUCGCUGCAACUCCUGCGGGCUGAAUCUUACCGGACCCAAUCAGAAACGCGCGCGCCGCUUCAAGAACCAGAUCCUGUGCGACCUGCAUUUCGCGGACGUUGCGCUGAUGGAGUGCAGCGAUUUCAUGCAGCAGCUCCGCAGUUUCAAACCGCAGUCGCUGGGCUGCGCUGUAGCAAGGCGCAAGUCCUCCACGACACUGAUAUUCCCACUGCCACCACAAGCUUGUUCAGAUGAAUUCUGUGAAGAGUACCCACACAGUCUGAUACCAACGCCUGGCUACUGGAUCGAAUGCUCACGGCAGAAAAUCGCCACAGACACCAUCUGGGAUGAGUCAGAGUCCGAACACGACAGCGGACCAGAUCGAGAAGACAACGAUCGCCAUCGGAGAUCAGGGUCUUUGGACGAAGCAGCAGAAGACAGCAGUGAUAAUGGUGGUAGCACACCAAAGAAGAAAACCGCCAUAGAGGAGCAGUGGGAACGAUCUGGGGGGUUCGAGCUAACCUCAGUGGAACAGGAGACGUACGAGAAGUACUUCUACGGAACAGAACACUGGAACUAUUUCACCAACGAUGAAGAUCUGGGACCUGUAAUAUUGUCAAUCAAACAGGAAACUUUAAAUGCAAGAGAUCAGUUUCGGUAUGUAUUUUUUAAGCUUGAUAGAUAUCUAUCUUUAAAAAAAAUAUAUAUAAUAAGUAGGUCCUAUUAGUGCAACAUUCUGACGCUAGAUUGCACCAUUAGUACAUAAAAUUAACACAAUGAUAUAAAUGUUAAAUAAACAAAUGUCAUCACAGGGUAUUGAGCAAAAAGUGAAGUGAAAAUGAGCAUUCGCAUAGCGGGUUUUUUUUAUUUUAUAUUUAGAAAGAGUGUAAUUUCAUCAUUGGUGCAUGUUUGGAUGUUAUUUAUUUCCAAAAGACGAAAUGCUCGAAAAAGUUUGUUUGUUUAAUGUAUGUGCAGCCAUCUACGCCGAGCUUUGCGUAAUAUCACAUAUUUUAUAACACCGGAAAGAUUUAAUUGUUUGUCUGUUUGCAUCGAACAAUUCCUUCACCGACGAUAAGCUACAACAUAUGAGAGCGACGUAGGCUAUUAUUUACGCAGACGACGACGCGUUAAAACUGCUACCAUUUUAUAACUACAUACAUGGGUAAAAUAACUUCUAAACUUUGAUGUAAAUACUACAUUUUGAUUUAAAACAUACCGUAGAACUCGCCGGUACAAACUAUACAGACCAGUAGCUCAAUCCAGGAGCUCAAAAAAGUGCCAUCGCGCAUUUUAUCAUUAUAUUUUUCUGCAAUUUUGGGUUUGGUUAAAAAGUAAACACAAUUUACAAAAAGCGAAGCCGUUACGAACUAUAUCAAUAACUGUUAAGUACCAUUCAAUAAGUUAAAAUUAUUAAUAUUGUUGGUAUGCUCGACAAAAUGAGAAUAAUUUAUAUAUUUGAUAAUCACUUUUAUUAUUUGUUAAACAAAAUCAACUUACGAUAAGACAUCUUUCUAGAACGCAGUAA
Molecule: messenger RNA, 2102 nt
Organism: Diatraea saccharalis (sugarcane borer)
Lineage: Eukaryota; Metazoa; Arthropoda; Insecta; Lepidoptera; Crambidae
Source: the annotation of a GenBank genome assembly